AUGCGUAUACUGAGUUAUGGAAUGGCUGCUGAUAUGACAGAUGAGUACGUACGCAUUGGUGAAAGUACAGCGCUCGAUAGCGUGCGUCACUUUGUUCGUGCAGUUGUUGAAUUGUUUGGAGAUGAAUACCUCCGACAUCCCAAUGAGGCGGACACAGCACGCUUGCUUGCAAUGGGUGCGAAAAAAGGAUUUCCAGGAAUGCUAGGGUCUAUUGAUUGUAUGCAUUGGGCGUGGAAGAAUUAUCCAUAUGAGAAACAGGAUGGCAUCUACCCCCCUUGGGCUACUUUAAUCCAGUCUAUCAGUCGGCCUGUGGGCAACAAGAGGCAAUACUUUGCCAAAGCGCAAGAAGCAGCACGGAAGAUGGUGGAGAGGGCUUUCGGCGUUCUACAAUCUAGGUUCGCCAUUGUUCGUGGUGGGGCACGGUUUUGGGACAUUGAUACAUUAGCAGUAAUCAUGAGGGCUUGUGUUAUCAUGCAUAAUAUGAUCGUCGAAGAUGAAGGAUUCGUGGUAGACCAUAACGAGGAAUUUGAAAAUCAGGGUGACAAUGUGGAGAUAGUCAACUAA
This is a messenger RNA of Sorghum bicolor (sorghum), 564 nucleotides long. RefSeq lists its product as uncharacterized. The coding region runs from base 1 to 564 and encodes 187 amino acids. The transcript is spliced from 3 exons. The record is from RefSeq and is a predicted model, not a curated record. Lineage: Eukaryota; Viridiplantae; Streptophyta; Magnoliopsida; Poales; Poaceae.